AUGAAUGAUAAUAAUUAGUUUGCUGGUGCAACUGCUGCCGAAUCAUUAAGACCAACUGGAAUUUAACUAUUUCAAAUGCUAAGACAUUUAGACUUAGCAACUAAAUGUGAAAUGUUUAUGUAUGAAUUGCAAUCGAGCAUAUUCUGGGCAUCGAUUAUUGAGCUUUGUAUGUUCCUUCUAGGCUUCAUACUCUUCUGUGUGGUUCCAGAAUUAAUGGCCUUUAUCUGGCUGCAUGUUUUCCAUAUUCCUCGAUCAAUCCUCGGCUUCAUUCUAUUGAAAAAUCUCCCAAGAUCUCACGAUAUAGUUGCCUAGCUAGAAAUUCCUGAUAAUCACUAUGGAUUAGAGUAAAUUUCAGAGUUACUCAAGGAAAAUAUAAAGAAAAUCUUUAUGAAAAGUGCUGAUGAAUGUAAAGGUCUCCUUUUAGGUUACUGUAUCUUAACUCUAAUCAGCACCACCUUUGACUUCAUUGAAUUUUUGGUUUAGUUUAUAAGAUUUGGCAGAGAUGGUGACGAACAUUCUGAGCUUGCAAUGCUUGCAUUAACUCUUAUAUUUUUGGCUCUUGAUUUCUAUUAUAUUGUAUGGGUUGUACAAGCUAAAGAUAAAUUUGAGCCAGAAAUCUCAAACCACCUUACCAGAGCACUAUUCGGAUUCGCCAAUGACUUGGUAAGACAACUAGGAUAGAAAGCUGGACUUGAUCCAUUAUCAAAGAGAAUGGCUGGAUUUGUUAACUCAAAGAUUAAAAGAAAUAAUGAUAUUGGAGAUGAUUAGAAUGGAACAGUAGACUAACUCUAAAAUAGUACAACAAAAAAAUAAUGA
Molecule: messenger RNA, 816 nt
Organism: Stylonychia lemnae
Lineage: Eukaryota; Ciliophora; Spirotrichea; Sporadotrichida; Oxytrichidae
Source: the annotation of a GenBank genome assembly